UGCGUUCAAACCGGUAGUUAGCCAACUACCACAGGGGAAAAAAAACAAAACCCUAACAAAUAAACGACAAUAGUGGCUAAUUUUUAAAAGUUAAUUCGGAUUUUGUGUUACAUAUUUGAUUUUUAUUUUAUUUCUAAUUGAGACAGAAGAAAACUCGCGCUGACGUCCCUUUCGUAACGGUCCCUCUUCUCCCGUCCCAUUUUCACUGCAUAAUUCUUUACUGAAUACCUUAGCAAGCCGCCAAAGUGGAGUGUGUUAUUGCACAAGGGGGACCUUCUCUUUUCAGUGUAAGGGGAGGAGGUGGGGGUGCACCUCAGCACUAUCCCAAGACUGUCGACAACAGCGAGUCCCUGGGGAAACCCCCAGGCGCUAGCAGUGAGAGAUGGGUUCCUUCUCGAAGCACUAGACGAGAUGCAGCAUCCUCCGCCGAAAAAACUCAAAAUGACAGAAUCUUCAGAAAACAUACUCAACAAGCUGACACCUGAGAAAUUCGACAAACUUUGUCUUGAACUUCUCAAUGUGGGCAUCGAUUCCAAAGUUGUCUUAAAAGGAAUAAUCUUGUUGAUUGUCGACAAAGCUCUUGAAGAACCCAAGUAUAGUCAGCUAUACGCUCAGCUUUGUCAACGCUUGUCAGAAGAUGCACCGAACUUUGAAGAGCCACUUGAAACCCCAGCCGCAAACAAACAUAACACAACGUUUAGAAGACUUCUCAUAUCCAAGCUUCAGGAUGAGUUUGAAAAUCGUGCCAGAAAUGUCGAACUGUUUGAGAAACAUGACGCGCCACUCACCACGGACGAGGAGGAGCAGCAGGCUAUUGCGAAGAUCAAGAUGCUGGGCAAUAUCAAAUUCAUUGGAGAACUUGGCAAACUUGGUCUCAUUCACGAAUCCAUCCUCCAUAGGUGCAUCAAGACACUAUUGGAGAAAAAAAGAAGAGUACAACUCAAGGAUAUGGGUGAAGACCUUGAAUGCCUCUGUCAGAUAAUGAAGACUGUGGGGCCUAAACUUGACCAUGAAAAAGCUAAGGCUUUAAUGAACCAAUAUUUUAGCCGGAUGCAGGCCCUGGCUAACAACAAAGAGCUGCCAUCUAGGAUUCGUUUCCUGUUGCAGAACAUCAUAGAGCUACGAGAGGAUAGAUGGUCCCCUCGCAAAGCCUAUGUGGACAAUGGACCCAGGACAAUUAGUCAGGUCCGACAAGAUGCAGUGAAGGAGUUGGGUGUUUUUAUUCCUCCACAAAACGAUGGAUUCAAGAAUGAGUUCUUUGUGGAUAACUCCUUCAUGCCAUCCAAAAUCAAGUUUGACAGGGAGACUAUUGGAGGCCUUGCUGACAUGUUUGGACAAAUGCCUGGAAGUGGCAUUGGCACCGGUCCAGGGGUCAUUCAAGACCACUAUUCUCCCACCUUCAGCCGCCAUCGAGCCAACCCAAUGUUCAAUGGCCACACUGGCAAUUCCAAUGGAAUGCAUCAGCCGCCAUAUGAAAAUGGAACCAAGCAUUACAACAAGACUAACCAGGGGCAGAAUUCUCCAGUUUUUAGCCACAAACAAAAUCAUUCAAGCCAGAUGCAGUCUAAGGAAAUGGGGUCAAGAUUCAACAAAAAAGGGAAGAUGAAUGCAGAAGAAAUCAGCCUGAGACCAGCACAGUCUUUUAUGAUGAAUAAAAAGCAACUUCCAAAACUGCAGCCACAAGUGACAAUGAUGCCUCCAAGUGCUCAAGGAUCUCCACUAGGACAGUCUCCUCAGCUUGGUCUGAGAAGCAAUCCACCACCCAUUCAAGAAAAGGCAAAGUCUAACAAAAAGGCACCGCCAACUAAGGAGGAGUUGCGUAAAACAACUGAAACUAUUAUGUCUAACUACCUAAACAACAAAAAUGUCAACGAUGCUGUGAACAGUGUGCGGGACUUGAAGCCUCCCAAGCACUUCCUGUCUGAGCUCGUGAGCAAGGUUGUAGUGUAUUCCCUCGACCGCUCUGAUGAGGACAGAGAACAUGCCAGUACUUUUGUCCAUACACUGUGCACCAGCGGCCUUGUGACUGGAGAGAACCUGCUGCAGGGCAUUUUGUCGGUUGUCGAUCAGUGCCCCAAAUUAGAGGAAGAGGUCCCGUUGGUGAAGUCCUACCUGGCUCAGUUUGCAGCCCGGGCCAUCAUAGCAGAGCUGGUCAAUAUGUCCGACUUGGCUCACCACCUGGAGAAUGGUUCCCACUUCCCUCUGUUCCUCUUGUGUCUGCAGCAGAUGGUCAAACUCAAGGACCGCGAGUGGCUCUCUGACCUCUUUCAACAAAGCAAAAUCAACAUGCUUAAGAUGCUACCUGAAAUUGAUCAAAACAAGGACAGAAUGCUGGAAAUAUUGGAGGGCAAGGGCCUGAGCUUUUUGUUCCCUCUAAUGAAACUGGAAAAGGAGCUGUUGAAGCAGAUCAAAGUUGAUCCUUCUCCACAGUCUAUAUACAAGUGGAUCAAGGACAACAUCUCUCCAACUCUUCACACAGAUAAAGGCUUUGUUAACAUUCUUAUGACCAGCUUUUUGCAGUAUAUCAUGUAUGAGAUCAAUCCUGAGGAUGAUGAAGAGCAACUUGCAUCACCCAGCAAAGAACAGCUUGAUGAGGAAAAGCAACUGCUACUAUCUUUCAAACCAGUUAUGCAAAAGUUCCUCCAUGAUCAUGUUGACCUGCAAGUUAGUGCCCUGUAUGCCCUUCAGGUCCACUGUAACAGCAAGAGUUUUCCUAAAGGAAUGUUGCUACGCUACUUUGUCCACUUCUAUGACAUGGAGAUAAUUGAGGAAGAGGCCUUCCUCUCAUGGAAGGAGGACAUCACACAGGAUUAUCCAGGAAAAGGAAAGGCGCUAUUUCAGGUAAACCAGUGGUUGACUUGGCUCGAGACUGCAGAGGAGGAAGAGUCAGAUGAUGAGGAUUACUGAGAACGGGGCAAAAGCCAUGCAACAAGUUUUUUUUUUUCUUUUUUUUUUUUUUUCAUUCUUGUCUUGUCCUUGUGUUUUUGUUAGUAUUAUUCAACCACUGUUACACUUCAUUCCCCAGUGACUCAUCAACCCAGAAUCAACACUUUAUUUAUGCAUCUCUUUAUAUGUGGUUUAAAUGCAUGUCUAUGUUUGGGAGUUUUUACAGAUGGUAUAUUGCAGGCAAAUGCACCAGCAUCAGAUCUAACCUAUUAUGACUUGGUCACUAAGUGCUAACCAUAGAUUUAAGAACUGUUUACAAGAGAAGGCUCUAAACGUCAAGGGCUCUUUCACUUUAUCUACGCUUGUUAAAAUCGGUUUGAGAUGCACUUUGCCAAGCAUCAUGAGAUGUGCAAUAGAUUUACACUCUCCUUGAUUUAUGAAACAAUCUUUUGCAAAGGUUAGUUGUGGUAAUAAUGGUUUCAUGUGCUGAACGCAGGCUUUAUUUUAAGAACAUGAUUUGUAUUCAGUAAUGGUCUUUUAUUUGCACAAUGUGGUUGCAGUUUUAUUUUAGUUUAGGUAAUUGCUUUUGUAUGAAUCUUUUUGUGUGGCCUUUAAUUUAUCAGAUGGAUAUACCUCUAAAGUAUCGGACUAUACUUGAAUGUCUCCGUUCGGACAUGCCGAGACAGCCAAAGGUUUAAGUUUCCUGUGCUGCAGUUGUCCACCAUCCCAAAGUGGUGAUUUUUAAGUUUUAAUAUCUUUUUAUCUCCAUGAAAUUGCAGAAAUUAUGUAUGUGUAAACUUGGGCUUUUUAAUCAUUGUUGAUGCCAUCUGCUUUAAAGCCUAGGUGUACAACUACAGAUCAACCUUUAAUAAAGUCUAACAAUGAA
Messenger RNA from Periophthalmus magnuspinnatus, 3772 nucleotides. It is a transcript of the gene eif4g2a, whose product is annotated as eukaryotic translation initiation factor 4, gamma 2a. The record is from RefSeq and is a predicted model, not a curated record. Gene Ontology annotation, molecular function: mRNA binding; translation initiation factor activity; protein binding. Gene Ontology annotation, cellular component: eukaryotic translation initiation factor 4F complex. The coding region runs from base 412 to 2907 and encodes 831 amino acids. NCBI's taxonomy places the organism in Eukaryota, Metazoa, Chordata, Actinopteri, Gobiiformes, Gobiidae. The transcript is spliced from 19 exons.